Molecule: messenger RNA, 1092 nt
Organism: Gordionus sp. m RMFG-2023
Lineage: Eukaryota; Metazoa; Nematomorpha; Gordioida; Chordodea; Parachordodidae
Product: lysosomal acid lipase/cholesteryl ester hydrolase-like
Exons: 7
Coding region: 16-1092 (358 amino acids)
Biological process (GO): lipid metabolic process
Molecular function (GO): hydrolase activity, acting on ester bonds
Source: RefSeq, a predicted model, not a curated record
UUACACAAAGCAGAGAUGAUAACAUCCAAGGAUUAUCCUUACGAAAAUUAUGAAAUCGUUGCGGAAGAUGGAUUCUUCCUGCAAUUACAUAGAAUUCCAUUCGGUAAAAAUCUGAAAAAUACGGAAGCCUCAGUUUACUUGCAACAUGGAUUACUCAGCACAUCGUGCGAUUUCUUAAUGAAUUUGGAAAACCAGAGUCUAGCGUAUAUUUUAGCCGAAAAUGGUUUCGAUGUUUGGUUGGGCGACAUAAGGGGUAACACGUAUUCCAGGAAACAUAAAACGUUUACGUCAGAGGACGACGAAUUUUGGGAUUGGAGCUUCGAUGAAAUGGCUAGAUACGAUAUCCCGGCGUUCAUCAAUUUCAUCCUCAAAAAAACGAGCCGAGAAUACUUGUACUACGUAGGGCAUUCCCAGGGAACCAUGGUGGCAUUCGCACAUUUCUCCCAGAAUCCUAAGAUUUCUUGGAAGGUCAAAAUGUUUUUCGCGCUGGCGCCCGUAGCCUACUUGAAAGAAAUCAAAUCUCCCAUGAGAAUGAUAGCGCUUAUGUCACGGACCUUGAAACUCAUAAACGACAUGUUCGGUAGCAGAAAAUUUAUGCCUAAGAACGCUUUAUUAGAAUGGAUGGCCGCGUCUGUCUGUCCCCAAGAUAUAGAGCUCUGCGCCAAUAUGCUAUAUUUAAUUGGAGGUCCAGAGACGGGAAAUUUUAAUAAAAGUAAAGUGCCAGUCAUAUAUGGACAUUACCCCGCAGGAACGUCGGUUAAAAACAUUGCUCAUUUUAUCCAGGGUAUUUUAAAUGAUGAUUUUCGAAUGUACGAUUACGGUUUUUUUAAAAACCUGAAAGAGUAUGGAAAGUCUGAACCACCAUCGUACGAUAUAAGUCAAAUGAUGGUUCCUACAAUGAUAUUUUGGGGAGUUAAAGAUUGGUUAGCCGACCCUGAAGACGUGAACAAGUUGAUUCCCAAAAUUAAAAACUUGUUGGGUAAUUAUAAAUUCGAAAAUUCGAAUCAUUGGGAUUUUAUUUACGGGACAAAUGCCGCGAACGAUUACUACUCCAUCAUAGUCAAGACCAUGCUAGCUUCAGAAAAGAAUUAA